GGCUAAAUCACAUUUGACUAUAAGUAAUAGAAGGCCAUCUAUAGUUCAAUGUUACGGUUUAACACAAAAUACAUUAGAUGGAAAUUAUAUGUUUGUAUUAAGAAAAAUGAAUAUAGAUUUAAGAAAAUAUUUGCAACAAAAUCAUAAUCAACUUACGUGGGAAGAAAGGAUUCAAAUUACUCAUGAAAUAAUUCUUGCACUUGAUAGAAUCCAUAGAGAAAAUGCAAUUCAUAGAGAUUUACAUUCUAAGAAUAUAUUACAUAGUCGCUAUGUUCAAAGGUUUUACAUUAGUGAUCUUGGAUUUUGUGGUCCAGCAAAUAGGCCAUCAAAAAGUAUAUAUGGAAAUCUUCCUUAUAUAGCACCUGAGGUCAUUAAUGGAAAAGAAUAUACUUUUAAGUCUGAUAUUUAUAGUGCUGCAAUGCUUAUGUGGGAAAUUUCAUCAGGUCAACCACCGUUUAUUAAUUACGAACAUGAUUACGAUCUUGCAAUGAAUAUAAUUGAUGGUAUUAGACCAAAAAUUGUACCGGGAACUCCUUUAGAAUAUAAAAAUUUAAUAGAACAAUGUUGGAAUGCUGAUCCAUUAAAAAGACCUGAUGCUUAUACUCUGCUGGAUGAAAUAAAAAAAAUUAAUAUUUUAUACCAAAAUAAUCCAAGUAAAUUAGCAGCAAAUAAUAAUUUAAAAAUAAAUAAAUCAAAUAGCUUAAAUUCAAAAGAUACAAAUAGUGCAUUGUAUACGAGUAAACUUCAUCAAUUUGAAAACUUACCUGAACCAAGAAAUGCAACAGAAGAAGAACUAGAAGCAUUUCACAGUAAAUCCUAUGAUUUUGAAAUCCCUGAUAAUAUCGAAGAUUUUGAUAAAUCAAGUAGUCGAACUUUUAAAAGUAGUUCUAAAGUAUUUAAUAUUGAAAAGCUUCAAAGCAUGAUGUGCAAAUUAACGAAGAAAUAAUACUACAACAAAAUAUAUAGAAGCGUCAUUUUGAUAUGAUUGAUAUAACAUUGCAACAUACUAAUUAAAAGGAUUGAUUAUAAAUUCAAAUCAACAUUGCAAUAUUAUU
Rhizophagus irregularis DAOM 181602=DAOM 197198 is the source of this 1055-nucleotide messenger RNA. Lineage: Eukaryota; Fungi; Glomeromycota; Glomeromycetes; Glomerales; Glomeraceae. The record is from RefSeq and is a predicted model, not a curated record.